This is a messenger RNA of Bactrocera oleae (olive fruit fly), 1545 nucleotides long. It is a transcript of the gene Ucp4A, whose product is annotated as Uncoupling protein 4A. Lineage: Eukaryota; Metazoa; Arthropoda; Insecta; Diptera; Tephritidae. Gene Ontology annotation, biological process: response to cold; transmembrane transport. The record is from RefSeq and is a predicted model, not a curated record. Gene Ontology annotation, molecular function: transmembrane transporter activity.
GCGUUGUGACGGAUAACUUGUCAAUCGGUAUGCAGUUAUUUUGGGAUUGCGGCUUUAUUUACAUUUUCUUUGACGUUUUGUCUAAAAAAGUAGUUUUCAAGUGUGUUUUACGUUUAUCGGCAUAUUGUAUUGUGCCAUGAAUAGCGACGAAUAUUCUUGUUUUUAGUUUUGUUUUAUAACUUUUUUUUUUGCUUUCCUGACAGAGGUUAGUUAAAAAUUGAUAAGAAUCGAAAUUAUUAUCAAAUUACUUAACCGUGCCCAUAACACUGUGGAAAGGUAUUCGAGUGUCAGCAAUAAAGUGGGACUACUCAGUUAAAGUGUUUGAUUGUGAUUCGAUUGCUAUAGGGGAUUCAUUAUGUAAAGUGGGAUUGUGUUAAAUUAAAUCAAGACUUAAAAAAGUAAAAGCAAAAGCCUUAUAAUGCAAAGUCAAACACAAAGUAAUUCGGCAGGCGAACCGCCGUCGCCUCCACCGACGCCACCAACAGGGCCUGCAACAAGAAAUCAGUUACGUCCCGUCAAGUAUGAUUAUGCAGAUUCAUUUGCUUGUACUUAUGUAGUGUCCGUUGUAGCUGCUUCCGUAGCAGAAUUAACUACGUAUCCACUGGAUCUCACCAAAACUCGUUUACAAAUACAAGGCGAAGCAGCUAGUAGCACCUUAAAAACCAACCUAGGCGUUAAACCAAAGUAUCGUGGCAUGUUAGCGACAGCUUUUGGCAUUGUCCGGGAAGAGGGUACAAUGAAGUUGUGGCAAGGUGUCACACCAGCUCUUUAUCGCCAUGUCGUUUACAGCGGGGUGCGCAUAUGCAGCUAUGACUUUCUGCGCCGUAAAUUGGGUACCGAUGAGAACGGUAUAAUUACGUUGCCACUGUGGAAAUCGGCGCUUUGUGGUGUUUCAGCAGGGGCAGUUGCACAAUGGUUGGCUUCACCAGCCGACUUAGUUAAGGUACAAAUUCAAAUGGAAGGCAAACGUCGUUUAAUGGGCGAAGCAGCACGUGUCCAUGGCGCCGCACAUGCUUUUAAAGAAAUUGUUCGCCGUGGCGGUAUAGCGGGUCUUUGGAAAGGCAGCGUUCCGAAUGUACAGCGUGCGGCACUUGUCAAUCUUGGCGAUCUAACAACAUACGACACUAUCAAGCGUAUGAUUAUGAUAAAAUUGAAUAUGCCCGACUGCCAUACUGUACAUGUACUUUCCUCCAUAUGUGCUGGGUUUGUAGCUGCCAUUAUGGGAACGCCGGCAGACGUGGUGAAGACACGUAUAAUGAAUCAGCCGACAAAUGAUAAGGGCAGGGGUCUUCUGUAUAAAGGCUCCAUCGAUUGUCUGCGUCAGACAGUGAAUAAGGAAGGUUUCGCUGCACUUUAUAAAGGUUUCUUGCCUUGUUGGAUACGUAUGGCACCGUGGUCACUAACUUUCUGGCUGUCGUUUGAACAAAUUCGUAGCAUGAUCGGCGUCGCCGGUGUUGUUGCAAGCAUACUUGCGUUUCUCAAGUGAUCGGAAUAGUAAAACGUUCUUACAAAGUUCAAUACGUUUGCAAAACAUACAAUACAUAA